GGUCGGAAGUGACGGCGGGAGGAAGCUCCGUCCCGUUUGAAAGCGCCCGGCGGAGCCGCCGCCGCCGCCGCUGCCUGUUCCCCGCCCGGGCCGCCAUGGCCGCCUUCGCCAUGGAGCCGCCGCCCGCAGGAGCUGAGCCAAUGACUCUUGGCUCCCCGACAUCUCCCAAACAAGGAGCUGGUGCUCAGUUUCUUCCCGGGUUUUUGAUGGGCGAUUUACCUGCGCCAGUGACUCCCCAGCCACGUGCUUUAUGCGGCCCUUCAGUUGGAGUAAUGGAAACGAGGUCUCCGCUACUUGCAGGAGGAUCUCCCCCACAGCCAGUCGUCCCUACUCAUAAAGACAAGGGUGGUGCUCCCCCAGUUAGGAGCAUUUAUGAUGAGUUAUCUAGUCCUGGGCUUGGAUCAACACCUCUAACCUCAGGAAGACCAGCCAACUUCUCCUUGACACAGAGCCCAUCUGUUGGAAUUCUACCAUCAACUCCAGGCACAGCUUCAAGUGUGUUCAGUCCUGCAAGUAUUGGGCAGCCUAGGAAAACUACUCUAUCUCCUGCUCAGCUAGAUCCUUUUUACACUCAAGGUGAUUCCCUUACUUCAGAAGAUCAGCUUGAUGACACAUGGGUAACUGUAUUUGGGUUUCCUCAAGCAUCAGCUUCCUAUAUUCUUCUACAGUUUGCUCAGUAUGGAAACAUAUUAAAGCACGUGAUGUCCAACACAGGAAACUGGAUGCACAUUCGAUACCAGUCGAAGCUUCAAGCCCGGAAAGCCUUAAGCAAAGAUGGAAGAAUUUUUGGUGAAUCCAUCAUGAUUGGUGUCAAGCCCUGCAUAGAUAAAAGUGUGAUGGAAAACUCUGAAAGAAGCUCUGCCUCCUCAAUGUCUUCGGUUUUCACUCCACCUACAAAAUCUACUGGCACACCAGUACAGCCUGCAAAUAAUACUACGAGGAUUUCUACAAUGAGACCUCUUGCAACAGCAUAUAAAGCUUCCACCAGUGACUAUCAGGUGGUUUCUGACAGGCAGACUCCUAGGAAAGAUGAAAGUAUUGUAUCCAAAGCAAUGGAAUAUGUGUUUGGCUGGUAAUACCCAGGAGGAAGUACCACACUCAGCUGGUCAGGGUUUGAGGUGUCAUCCGUGGUUAGUUGUAUAACUACUGGUGUAAUUUUAGCUCCCACUGCGCCUGUUAUGCCUUCAGUUAAUUCAGCAGACAUGUAGCUUGCACUUUAAAUGAUGGCAAUGUACACAUGGUUUUGCAAACUGAGUAAGUGUAAAUAAAACUGCUUUAUUCCCA
This is a messenger RNA of Myiozetetes cayanensis, 1284 nucleotides long. RefSeq names its product nucleoporin 35 (gene NUP35). Bases 96 to 1076 code for a protein of 326 amino acids. Gene Ontology annotation, biological process: NLS-bearing protein import into nucleus; nuclear pore organization; regulation of DNA-templated transcription. NCBI's taxonomy places the organism in Eukaryota, Metazoa, Chordata, Aves, Passeriformes, Tyrannidae. Gene Ontology annotation, molecular function: phospholipid binding; structural constituent of nuclear pore; single-stranded DNA binding. The transcript has 9 exons. The record is from RefSeq and is a predicted model, not a curated record. Gene Ontology annotation, cellular component: nuclear pore nuclear basket; nuclear pore central transport channel; nuclear membrane.